AUGCUUCCGCAGUGCCCGUCUGAAGCGGCAGCACCUGCGGCCAUGGCCCUCCUCGGCCUCCUGUCCCCCUCCCUCGUCGCCGCCGCAUUUCCUCCCGCGGCGGCGCCCGCGAAGAUAGAGAUCCGCGGGUUGACGCGGAGGGCGGCGAGCACGGGCGCGCUGAUCCUGGACGGCGUGGCGCUGCGCGUGGCGCGCGGGCAGCUGUUCGGGCUGAUAGGGCCGUCGGGCAGCGGCAAGUCCACGCUGCUGCGCGCCAUCAACCGCCUGUGGGAGCCCACACGUGGCACUGUGUGGGUGGACGGCUGUGACGUCACCACCAUGGACGUGCAGCAGCUGCGGCGCCGCGUGGGCAUGGUGUUCCAGAGCCCGCACCUCUUCCCUGGUAGGCCCUCCCCGCACCCCAGCUCUGCUUGCUCCGCUACCCAUCCCUCCCAACCCCUCCCGACCCCUCCCGACCUCAUGUUCCCCGUCUCGCCUUCCCUUCCUCUCCUCUCCAAGUGCCCUCGGCCCAACUGCUCGCCCUCGCAUCGCACCCACAUGCGCACUCUUUCUCUCGCACCACACCCGGUUCUCGUUCAUCUGGGCCUCCACACAACCCACCCUCUCACCUUCUUCCCACCCCCUCAUCACACCCAUACCUCCCUCCCUCUCCCCCUCAACCCCCCAGGCACGGUGGCGGACAACGUGAGGUACGGGCCGGGGCUGCAGGGAGUGGCGGUUGGGGUGGAGGAGCAGCAGAGCCUGCUGCUGCGCGCCGGGCUCGACCCCUCCUCCGACUUCCUGCACCGCGCCGCCCACGAGCUGUCGGGCGGCGAGGCGCAGCGCGUGUCCAUCGCACGCGCCCUCGCCAACUCGCCCCAGGUGUUACUGCUGGACGAGCCCACGAGCUCACUGGACCCCACGGCCACGCGCAAGGUGGAGGAGACGAUAGAGCGGCUGCGGCGAGAGGAGGGGCUGACAGUGGUGUUGGUGUCGCACAGCAUGCCGCAGAUCGAACGCGUGGCUGAUGUCACCGCGCUGCUCAGUCAGGGCCGCGUGGUGGAGGUGGGGCCGCCGGGGGAGCUCAGGGAGAGUGAUAAUCCGGACGUUGCUAGCUUUUUCACUGGGGAGCUCAGCUGA
This is a messenger RNA of Closterium sp. NIES-65, 1119 nucleotides long. NCBI's taxonomy places the organism in Eukaryota, Viridiplantae, Streptophyta, Zygnematophyceae, Desmidiales, Closteriaceae. The record is from the annotation of a GenBank genome assembly.